GCCGGCAUAAGGAGGAGAGGAGGGGGGUGAAGAGGACAUAGGGCACCAAGGACUAAGCAAGAGACACGCUAUAUAAUAUAUAUAUAUAUAUAUAUUCCUUUAUUUAUAGAUAUAGAACUGCUUCACCCCUCACUAGUAACAAGUAAGCCCAACUGCAACCUCCUCACCUGCAACAGAACACAAGGCAACGAGCAGCUUAGGGUUUUAUAUAUAUAAUAUAUGUAUAUGUGGUUUAUUUUUCUUUAUAUUUGUAUUAUUUUGUAGGCAGAGCAGAGAGCCGCGCUGUAUAUAGAAUCUAUGACAUAGUAAUAUAUAUAUAUCUAUCUAUAUUAUAUAUACAGAGAGAGAGAGAGCUAUAAUUGUAUGUAAUAUAUAAGGCUUAGAGUAAGGCACAGCAGCACUACAGGAGCAGUGAAUCCCGGCCGGGCAGGGAGCGCAGUGUGACAGGGAGAGCGCAGUGUCCCAGGCAGCGCCACUCGCAGCCGAUAGAUGGGGGAUUACGGCUUCGGGUUACUGCAGGCGGCCAAUCUCUCCAGCGGUAGCGGUGGCAGUGGCGGUAGCGGUGGCGGCGGGGGCAGCCUGUUUGGCGGAGGGGCGUACAGAGGCAGCGCUCAGUUCCCGUCCCUGUCGGCCGCUUCGGGCAGCGCCCUGUUCCUCUCGGCCGGGUACCAGCAGGUGAUGCAGGAUGAGCUGCUGCUGGGGGUGAGCUGUGCCCCCGGGAGUAAGCACAGUAUUGCUGCCAAGAGCGGCCCAAGCCGAGCCUCCCCGCCUGCCCUGCUGCUACAGGAACCGGCCAAGAGGAAGGACUUCAGCCCCCAGGAGGGGGACGCGUUUAGGGAGGAGCUGAAGAAGCAGCCCGGGGAGAUGAAUCAGCAGCCCUCAGCUUACCAGCGCCAGGGAUCGCCGGCGGCAGCAGCAGCAGCAGAGGAGCUGGACUGUCCGGACAAGAAUCUGCCAGGCUCUCCUUCCUCUUCCUCCUCUUCCUCGUCCUCCUCCAGCUCUUGCUCGGCCGAGGAAGCGGUUCUGGGGGAGGCUCAUGCGGCAACGUCCCCCCCUGCUCUGUCUCACCACCACCUGCCGGCUAAAGGCAAGCUGCCGAUGGAAGCACAGGGGGGGCAUCUCCCCAACCUGCUGGGGGGCCCAUACCCCGGAUCCCCAGAAUUACCCAGCACGCAAACCCCAGGGGGAUCCCCCCCAGCCCUGCCGGGGUUCGGUACCCCAUGGUCUGUACAGACUUCAUCGCCUCCCCCGCCGCCUCCCGCACUGCCACAGCAGCAGCAGCCGGCUACACCACACCCUGCCGGGCCGAACCUCAACGCCCUGCAUAGCCCGGACCCGGACAGCUUCUACCCUGGCAUCCCCUCCUCCAUCAACCCGGCCUUCUUCCAGAGCUUCUCUGGCAACCCCUGCCCAGGAAUCAAUGUGCCCGGAUUCAGCAGCCCAUUCUCUGCUCAGAUCAACAUCCCCCAGCAGCAGCAGCAAAGCCGGAGGUCCCCAGUAAGCCCCCAGCUGAACCCCCAGCACCACCAGGCAGCAGCCUUCCUACAGCAGAGGAACAGCUACAAUCACCACCAGCCAAUUGUUAAGCAAUCCCCAUGGAGUGGCCAUCAAAGUAGUGGUUGGAGCACUGGCAGCAUGUCCUGGGGUGGAAUCCAUGCCAGAGAUCAUCGUCGUACUGGCAACAUGGGAAUGCCUGGCAACAUGAGCCAAAUCUCCCCUCUGAAGAAGCCCUAUUCUGGAAACGUCAUUGCACCACCCAAGUUCACCCGUUCCACUCCAUCGCUAACUCCCAAAUCUUGGAUUGAAGAUAAUGUUUUUAGAACAGACAACAAUAGCAACACUCUCUUACCCUUACAGGUAAGAAUGGAUCGCAGCAGAAUGUACGACAGCCUGAAUAUGCACUCACUGGAAAAUUCUCUCAUUGAAAUAAUGAGAGCCGAACACGAUCCCCUCAAGGGUCGUUUGAACUACCCCCAUCCUGGGACUGACAGCCUUCUUAUGUUAAAUGCAAGGAGUUAUGGGAGAAGACGAGGACGCUCUUCCCUGUUCCCUUUAGACGAUGGUUUGCUGGAUGAUGGACAUAAUGACCAAGUUGGGGUUCUGAACUCUCCCAAUUGCUAUUCUGGACACCAGAAUGGGGAGAGAAUUGAGCGCUUCUCAAGGAAGGUGUUUGUCGGCGGCCUUCCACCAGAUAUUGAUGAAGAUGAGAUCACCGCCAGUUUCCGCCGUUUUGGCCCCUUAGUAGUUGAUUGGCCCCAUAAAGCAGAAAGCAAAUCCUACUUUCCACCUAAAGGUUACGCAUUUCUUCUUUUCCAAGAGGAAAGUUCCGUUCAAGCAUUGAUUGAUGCCUGCAUUGAAGAGGAAGGAAAACUCUAUCUGUGUGUUUCAAGCCCUACCAUCAAGGACAAGCCAGUUCAGAUUCGACCUUGGAAUUUGAGUGACAGCGACUUUGUGAUGGAUGGAUCACAGCCUCUUGAUCCCCGGAAGACUAUAUUUGUUGGAGGUGUUCCCCGGCCACUGAGAGCUGUGGAACUAGCUAUGAUCAUGGAUCGUCUCUAUGGAGGAGUUUGCUAUGCAGGAAUUGAUACAGAUCCAGAACUGAAGUAUCCCAAAGGAGCUGGCCGGGUUGCAUUCUCCAAUCAGCAGAGUUACAUUGCAGCCAUCAGUGCUCGAUUUGUUCAACUUCAGCAUGGUGACAUUGAUAAAAGAGUGGAGGUGAAGCCAUACGUGUUAGAUGACCAGAUGUGUGACGAAUGCCAGGGGGCCCGCUGCGGUGGGAAAUUUGCUCCAUUUUUCUGUGCCAAUGUCACUUGCCUGCAGUAUUAUUGUGAGUUCUGCUGGGCGAAUAUCCACUCUCGUGCCGGCCGGGAAUUCCACAAGCCGCUGGUGAAGGAAGGAGCCGACCGGCCUCGCCAGAUCCACUUCCGCUGGAACUAAGCAUUGCUUUGCCCACUUCUUACUGAGAAAAGGGUGCAUGCGGCUUACUGGUUUUGACGAUAAUUUAAGUGCAGAAGAAAUAAGUGCAUUCUUCUGCUUUCCCCCCUCCCGCCCUCAAUACAUGCAUCGUUAUCAGCAGCCAAAACACUAAGCCUCUUGUUUUUCACCAAAACCCUACAUCUCAGGCUUUCUAAUUUUGUGUGAUAUUUUUUCAUGUCAAAUUUUUUUUAUAUAUAUAUUUUUUUCCAAGUUCUUUUUUUAUAUGUAAUGCUAAACUAGAUAAUGGGGAAUGUUUUUUUUUUUUCUUUUGCGUAGGGGCAGUCUGCUGCUAUAUUUAUGGGUGAAGCGUGCACUUAUUUCUACAUUUGGGUUUUUAACUUCAAGAUCAGCCCCAGUAAUUUACCAAAGGUAGCAAAUUAAUAGUGAAAAUGGAAUAUGUCUGCUACUAAAAAGCUUAUUUUUUAUCGUUGCUAUUUUAAGUGUGUAUGUAAAGGUAAAACGAAAAACAAAAAAGAGAAAAAAAAAAAUAUUAGGGUUGAUUUUUUUUUUUUUUUUUUGCUCUCCAUUUUGACUUGCAAGAAAAUAAUACCUCAAGAUAAUCUGAUUUAUUAGCUAUUUUUAAAACAUUUUUAAUCAUAAGCUGUAUUAGCUUUGCUGCUAUAUAGGUGUUGUGUGUAAUGCCACCUAUUAAUACAGGAUUGAAAAAGUUUUCAAAUAAACUGCAUUGCAGACAAAUGCAGCACAAUAUGGCCUAGACUGCCAUAGUUUUAGAAUGUGAAUUAUGCAUGUUUACCUACGUGUCUACACCAUAUGCAUGCACUAGAACUAUUAACCACAGAUACGGUAUUGCAGAAAAAAACAAAAAGCUUUUGAAACUAGGUACAGUAGCAUGAGUAAAUAACAAAACAUUUUGUUAACAAAAAAAAGCAUAUUUGCAUGCGUUAUCGUGACUGACGUAAGAAAAGAAAAAAAAUGUCCUUACAUGUGUACAAUAUGCAAUCUAUUAGUUUUUAGAUCAGUAAGUGCAGCCAUUUUUGUGUCCUGGUCGGUAGUGGACUUCAAUUUUCUAAAAAAGAUUGGAUGUUAAUCUCGUAAUCCCAGUGCAAUUGUUGUGGCGUGCAGUUCUGAUGCUUGUGACGUGAUGUAGCAGAAAAAAAAGGAGAAAAAAAACGCAAAAAAAAAAUAGAAAGUUCAAAUCUUCUGAAAGAGCGUUAAUUAAGCUCCCCCAUACGUUAAAAUAUUAAUGAAGACUUCCUUUAAAAUAAAGAAAACCAAAGAUGGCCAGCACACUUUUAAUCAGUCACCAAAUGUAUAACCCGCAGGCUAUUUAUCUACGUAUACGUUUAUACAAAUGCUUGACGCUUUAGUUAAAACAAAAAUAAAUAAUAAUAAGUCAAAAUGGAGAUAAUAUUAUACAGACGGCUAGUUGCAUAACAAGAUCCCUUUACCUUUAAGACAACAGUGACAUGUGACAUGGUUCCUUUUGCAUAUGAUUAUGGCUUUUUAUUUUAUAUUUUAUAUUUUAUAUUCUACUCCUUAUAAAACAUAACUGCCUGUUACAUGGAAGUUUAAUGACAGUCGCAAUCUAAUUUUUUUUUUAAUUAUUAUCACUAUUCAUAUUUUUAAUGACAAUAUAAAGUCAACUUUAUUUUAUAGUGCAGAAUAACAUUGGACUGAGUUCUAAAUUCCAUAAGUCAGGAGGUUAUGCAACUAGCCCAAAAAAACAAAGGAAAUAUGAUCUAAUAAUGUUUUUACUCCACAAAUCUACCAAUUUAUCACAGAAUUACUAGAAGGAAUGGAAAAAAAAAAGGGUAUUCUGUGCAAGCCCUUGGGACAAUCUUCUGUGUACGAAAAUUUGUGGUCUUAUCGGUUGUCAACAGCGUGCUUUUUUUUGUACUGUAAAAUAUGUGAUUCCUGUCUCCCGUUAACCGUUUUAUUGUGGUCGUAGUUCGCGUUUUAAAUGUUUGAAAUUGAUGCUGUUCUAAGAAGUGCUUUUCUUUUCUAAUUUAUUUGUCAAAGUCCCCUCUUUCUUCCCCGUCGCUUAACCCAGAUCUCCUCCUAAAUGUUUUUCGGGAUCGCAUUAACAUUAAGUCUGGAAAAAAAAAAAAGCUUCGCCCCUUGCCUAACCCAAAAAAAAAUCAUUGACUUUGUUAUGCACUAUGUUUUAUAUCCGAGACAAGAUAUUCCUUGGAAAUUGGAAGCACACUUGUUUUAGCAGUCGCUAUACCUCAGUUGUUUUGGGUUUUCCUUUGUAAACCUUUGUUUUAUUUGAAAUAAGCUGAUUUAAAUACAGAAUGGGAAACGAAACGAACACCCCAAGAAAAAUUCAGAGAAAACAAUUGAGGUAUUGAUUAGAGAAAAGAGAUCCCUUACUAACAAAUAUUUAGCAAAAUAAUCUAUGGGAAAAACAAAAAUAUCCUUAAUUGGAAAGAGGAGAGCGGUAGAAAGUUUUCUUUUGGGAAAAAAUGUCAUUUCACUUCUACGCGGAGCAGCGAAGGCUCCUCUUAACCCCACUUUCUGUGUGCAUGUCCGUGUGUGUGUAGUAAAAUCUUAUUUUCUAAUUGUUAAACACUGUAUUGGAUUUUUUAUAAAUCAUAUUUAUUUUACUAUUUUUGUAGAAGAUUGCUAGUUGAUUUUGAUUGUAUUUUUAUAUUUUUAAAGCUUCACUUUUGUUCCCCCUACGUGCAUAUUGCUACCCAAGGGUAUAUGACUAUGGAGGAAAAAAACUUUAAAAAAAAAAAAUCCACACUUUUUGUUAAGAAGGAAACAUUUAGCAUUUAUAUAUUUGUGAAUGGACAACACUUGAUAUUGUAUCCCUGUUGCAUCUGGCUGCACAAAGCCUCUCCUCAAAGAUGCUACAAAAACUUGAAUAUAACACAUUUUGGAAGGCUGACUAACCUCGAUUCUGUGUUGUGAUGUGCAAUACUGUUUCUAAUAUUUGUAUAAAAAAAAAAAAAACAGUGUAAACCUUUUUAAUGCAAAUUUAUUUUUUUCAUUGCAUAUUUUGCAGAUUUUAUCCACAGUGUCAUUUUUUACUGUCAAAAAAAGAAUAACCCCUUUUGUCAUUGCAACUAUUUUUUAAAUCCAGAAAUCUUUGUACUGAUGUAAAUGAUUGUAGUUAUUUUGGAUAGUGUUUUGCUAACAAAAGGAGAGACUUUUUUCAUGCAUAUUUCUAUUUUGUUGUUUUUUCUUUGUUUUUCUUUGUUUUUUUUUUUCCUGUUUUUUGUUUUUUUUUUAUUAGAAGUAAUAUUCUGGUCAUUAAUAUCAUUUUGUAUUUUUUUGUGGGAAAAAAUAUAAUUUUAUGACGCUAAUUGCUAAAGUUUUAUUUUAUUUUUAAUUAUUUUUGGAGCUGAAAUCUUUGUACUAUUAAAGCAACUAGUUUCUAAUUCAGAGUUUCUGUAUAGAAUGGCACAAGUGGCUUACGGAGAGUGUUUGGAUUGUAAUUAUUAAAGGUUCUUUGAUAUGCAAAUAAUUUAGUUGAUUUAUUUUAUAUUUUUGGGGGUAUUAAAGCAGUUUUCUUUUCUAUAUAUUUAAGAGCCCAUGCUUUUAAGGACACUAGGUGAUUGCCUUCAGCUUGAUUUUUAUUUUUUGUAUUUUUUUUUUUAAUUUGAAAUAAUUUAGUUUCAAUUUUACUGUUAUCUUCCAGGUGUCUAAAUCUCCAGUCUGUCUGUUGUACUGGUAAUUUAACUCUGUAAUGAAAUAGUUUGCUGCCAACUAUUUAUAUUAAGUAAUUUUUAAAUAUUUGUAAUAUUGUUGACUGACUAAUAAACUUAAGUUAUUGGCA
This is a messenger RNA of Xenopus tropicalis (tropical clawed frog), 6721 nucleotides long. RefSeq names its product cytoplasmic polyadenylation element binding protein 2 (gene cpeb2). The transcript is spliced from 11 exons. Lineage: Eukaryota; Metazoa; Chordata; Amphibia; Anura; Pipidae. Gene Ontology annotation, cellular component: cytoplasm. Gene Ontology annotation, biological process: translation; regulation of translation. The record is from RefSeq and is a predicted model, not a curated record. Gene Ontology annotation, molecular function: mRNA 3'-UTR binding; nucleic acid binding; translation regulator activity. Bases 490 to 2937 code for a protein of 815 amino acids.